CGUCUGUACUGAAAUGGGUAUUUACAGCGCUGUGAAUGAAGCUACUCCUUUGUUUUUCUCGUAUUUAACAACGAAAUAACAACUUCAAACUUCAUCCUGUCUAAACAGCAGGUGUCGAGGCUGCCGUAUGCGAGAGUUUAAUUCACCUGGACACGUAAUAAUAGAGCUGCAGAGGAUCAUCUGACCUCAGCUGCCAGGACUGAUAUCUAUCAUACUGGAGUCAUUUCAUCUGUGAACAUGAAGACGGAUAUCCCUUACAACCAGCUGAUGGACUUGGAGUGGAGGAGACAAGAAUCCAACAGGAAGGCACAGGCGUAUUCUCGCUGUGUGAUAGCGCUGGCCACUGUGGCAACAGUGCUGCUGGCCGCCACGGCUCUUUAUAACAUCCUGACACAGAAAGAUCCCUCCAGCCACCCUACACUGAGCAGCAGCCUCCAUGUGGGCCAGGGCGAGUCCUGCUCAGACCCCUGCAAGAUCAUUCUGUUGGAGAGCAUCCCUGAAGGGUUGGAGUUUAAUUCCAGCACCACUAACCCCUCUAUCUACCAGGCGUGGCUCAAUCUGAUGAGCGAGGCUCGCAGCAGCAUCGACAUCGCCUCCUUUUACUGGACGCUCACCAACAAAGACACCGGCACUCACCAUCCAACAGCCUAUCAGGGUGAGACCGUUCUAAAGGAACUAGCCAAACUUUCAGGGCAGUUGUCUGUUCGCAUCGCCGUCAACACGCCACAGGAGAGUCAACCACAGGAUGACCUCAGACUGCUCAACGACUCAGGAGCUGAUAUCAGGACAGUAAAUAUGAGACAACUGACAACAGGGGUCCUCCACACCAAGUUCUGGGUAGUGGACAAGAAACACAUUUACAUUGGUAGUGCCAACAUGGACUGGAGAUCCCUCACACAGGUGAAGGAGCUGGGCGUGGUGGUCUACAACUGCAGCUGCUUGGCGGCAGACCUGGGUAAGAUCUUUGAAGCGUACUGGUUCCUGGGGGAGAGUCAAUCAAUCCCGUCACCGUGGCCCUCCAGCUUCUCCACCCUCUACAACAAGGACACCCCCCUGCAGCUGCCACUCAACGACACGCCGUCCAGCGUCUACCUGUCGAGUUCCCCUCCGUCCUUCUGUGCAGCCGGCAGGACCCCGGACCUUCAGUCCAUCCUCAGUGUGAUGGAUGAUGCCCAGAGCUUCAUCUACAUAGCUGUCAUGAACUACCUGCCCACAAUGGAGUUCUCACAUCCUAAAAGGUACUGGGAAGACAUUGACACCCAGUUGAGGCGAGUUGCAUACGAGAGGCAGGUCAAAGUGCGCCUGCUGAUCAGCUGCUGGGGCAGCACCCAGCCGGUCAUGUUGUCCUUCCUGAAGUCUCUGGCCUCGGUUUACGACUUCAAGACCAAACUUGACAUCCAGGUGAGACUGUUUGUGGUGCCUGCCAGCCCUGAGCAGAAAGAGAUUCCCUUUGCCAGAGUCAAUCACAACAAGUACAUGGUGACUGACAAGGUUGCUUAUAUAGGUACAUCUAACUGGUCAGGGGACUACUUUGUACACACAGCUGGCUCAGCAUUGGUUGUCAACCAGACUGCAUCACAGUCCCAGGAGCCAACGGUCCAAUCACAGCUAAAAGCCGUUUUUGAGAGAGACUGGAGCUCUGACUACAGCACUCCUGUCACCCAGCACACAAACCUCAAAAAUAUCUGUUAGUUCAACCAGCCGGUAUGACAGACACCAUAUCAGUCUGCGUCAACAAAUCACUUCUGUUCAACACAUAUUGCAGUGCAAUAGCUCACACAUUUAUUUUAGUAUUCAAAUUAUUUUGCACUGCUCAGCUGAAUCAACUGUUUACACAGUGAACGUGGAACAUGGAAAUUCCUGAGCUUUAAAAUCACUUACAGCCGACUCCGUAGCGGAGAACCCUUUCCUCAUUUGCUCGGGUCCAAAAGAUUGUGGACUUACAGUAAACCUGGCCAAUCACAGCUGGAGACAGAUGAUCAAACCAGUUAACUGCCCAGUAGUGCCAGUGUUACACUGCUUUCCAGUGGCACUUGAAUUACAUUUCUUCUGUCUUCUGUUUCUAUCCAAACUUACAGGAUUCAAACUACAUUUGUGGGUAAUUAGCCUGAUAACAAUUUCAUUACUGGCAUGAUUCAUCAGAUUGCUGCAACAUUCAUUGGUCAGCAGUCAGAAAGUCUUGGGACAAAUUACCUGCAUCGACAAACCAUGAUCAGGUAGUCUUCUAAUGCAGAGCCUCCGGUAGACACUGUAUACAGUGUUUUUAAACCUAUAGUCAGGAACUUUAUACAUAUAAAUGAAUGUUCGUUACAGUCAAACCUUUGCCAAACAAGUUUGCAUAAUGUUGAUUUAAGCCGAUCACCUCCAGAUAAAUCUCUGUGUGUUUCACAGUAUACUGCAGAUGUUCUAUGGGCCUGAGCCAGCUAAUGACCAGUUAGCUCUCUGCUAACUUGAAUGGUGAUAGAAUAGUUUAAUUGUGUGAUUCUUUUAGACUUUCCAAAUGUUAUCAGGCCUAAUGGAUCAAAUUCUGAUUUAGCAAGGGAUGGGUGACGUUCUAAACAAUUUAUCCUGCAUUUUACAGUCAAAACACUAUUGUCAGAGAGCCUAUGACUUAAACUCAUCUCUACAGUGUUUUUGUAAGUACUCUCACUGCCAGAAGGGGGAGACAGACGUCCCUACACUGCAACUUCAACUCAGAGCUGCACCAUUGUGCAGUGUCUGUUAUGUAGUGCCAGUAGCAGUAGGGGGCACUGUUUCACCUCUCCUGUCAAGUCAACUUUUUGUGGUGGCACAUUGUUUUCAGAUCGAUUUAUUGAUAACUGUUCCAGUUUUGAAGAUCACUCCCAAUGCAAUGCUUUUACAUAACGUCAGCCUCAGUGGGAAAUUUUGAAUCCCACCCUCUCAGGGAGUAAAGUUUGAGUGUGUCUUAUCUGAUCAUUAUAGUUUGCUGCAACUUGGGACUAAUUAAUGCUUAAACUGGUGUGCUGUUCCUGUAAUGUAAAUAAGAUGAGCUUUAGAAAAUCCACUCUAAGUCUUCAGGACUGUUUUUAAAAAAUUGAAUUCCUUUAAGCAGUGAAUACAUUACACUUUAAGUUUGCUUCAGGACCUGAUGAGGAUCAACGAAUUUAAUUUCCACUGUGUGGAGUGAUUGAAACUACCAAUUAAUGGAGAAAUGGUUGUUAUGGCAACUGUCCAAAUAAGCGUGUUUACAAGUAGCAGUAUGCUCAUAAAAAAUGCUUGGGGACAGUUAUUAUGUAUGUCAUUCUCUCCUGCCUCUUUUUAAAGCAGUUACUCUGAAUAAAUGUAUCUGAAUCAAACCUG
Molecule: messenger RNA, 3321 nt
Organism: Scomber japonicus (chub mackerel)
Lineage: Eukaryota; Metazoa; Chordata; Actinopteri; Scombriformes; Scombridae
Gene: pld3
Product: phospholipase D family, member 3
Exons: 12
Coding region: 238-1692 (484 amino acids)
Molecular function (GO): catalytic activity
Source: RefSeq, a predicted model, not a curated record